UGGCCUCUUGCGCCAGGAACUCCUGAGGAGCCCUCUAUCAGAAGCCAGACAAGGCAAGCCACUCAGUACGUGCGCUCAGGGGCGAGCUUCUGGGGCUGCAACUGAGGAACAGGUGUGGGGUGAGGAAGAGGCUGGAGGAUGUCUGUCAGAACAAAAAAGAUCCACAGCACUGGACCAGAGGAGAACCAGGUGAAAGAGACCCUAUAGUCGGCCCAAGGAGAAUGACCCCAAACUGGCACAGCUCCUUGAUCCUCACGGCCUACAUCCUUAUCUUUCUCACUGGGCUCCCUGCCAACCUGCUGGCCCUGCGGGCCUUCGUGAGCCGGGUCCGCCAGCCCCAGCCUGCUCCGGUGCACAUCCUCCUGCUUAAUCUGACCCUGGCGGACUUGCUCCUGUUGCUGCUGUUGCCCUUCCGGAUCGUGGAAGCAGCGUCUAACUUUCGCUGGUACCUGCCAAAGAUCGUGUGCGCGCUCACGGGCUUCGGCUUCUACAGCAGCAUCUACUGCAGCACGUGGCUGCUGGCGGGCAUCAGCAUAGAACGCUACCUGGGAGUGGCCUUCCCGGUGCAGUACAAGCUCUCCCGCCGGCCUCUGUACGGGGUGAUCGCUGCUCUGGUGGCCUGGGUCAUGUCCUUCGGCCACUGCACCAUCGUCAUCAUCGUUCAGUACCUGAACUCAACCGAGCUGGUGGGCACUGGGAGCCAGAUAACCUGCUAUGAGAACUUCACCCAAGAGCAGCUGGAUGUGGUGCUGCCAGUGCGCCUAGAGCUGUGCCUGGUUCUCUUCUUUGUCCCCAUGGCGGUCACCAUCUUCUGCUACUGGCGCUUCAUGUGGAUCAUGCUCACGCAGCCCCAUGUAGGGGCUCAGAGGAGACGCCGGGCGGUAGGCCUGGCUGUGGUGACGCUUCUUAAUUUUCUGGUGUGCUUCGGACCUUACAACGUGUCCCACUUGGUGGGGUUCUACUUGAGACAGAGCCCUCCAUGGCGGGUGGAGGCUGUGGUGUUCAGCUCCCUCAAUGCCAGCCUGGACCCUCUGCUCUUCUAUUUCUCUUCCUCUGUGGUGCGCAGAGCUUUCGGGAAAAGUUUGCUACUGUUGCGCAAUCCCGGCUCCUCGAUGCUGGGCAGAGGAGCCAAAGAGACAGUGGAGGGGACCCGGAUGGACAGGGGUGGGAGUCAAGCAGAGGGGGUGCCGAGCUCCGAUUUCGUCACUGAGUAGAGUUCCCCGGAUCUUCCCUAGCCUCUGGGUCACCCAGAAGUUGGGCUGGCUAGUAGAGCACCUGGAACUUGGUGAAAGAUAAAAAAUAAAAAAGAAGGACCUCCCCAAGCCCGCCCCGCUGCCCUCUCAACUUGGCGUAACAACUUGACUGAAUUUUCCUGCUCCGGGAUACAGAAGAAAUGGUUACAGCCCUAAAACACAGUGGGGCCAGGGUCUCAGAAGCAAGGUGGCUAAUAGGAGUGCGGUUUUAAAAGUAACAUUCCUUCGAGCUUGGAAUCACCACCCAGAGACAGUGGUCUGACUGACGGUGCCGCAAAGAAGCCAGUGAAAAAAGACUGGGGGGAAACCGUGAGAAGAAGAAUCUCAGAGAGGCUCUCAGCGGCGGGAGGGACUGGUGGGGAGGACAGGGGCUCCGAUCUCUGGUGAGCUUGGCCCUUCUGAAUCCGUUUGAGCUGCCCCUCUGUAAGUGCGCCCUGCUGGUUUUCACAGUUUGGGCAUGUCCCCACCGUUGAGCUGGGAUGGAGGUGUACAUCUGUCCACCGUGCCACCCCACCCAGGCAAGGAUGUAUCUUGGUACCCGUCAGUCUGACGUUGACCCUGACCUGCAUGGGAGGAGAGAAAAACCAGUCUGCUUUGGCAGGUUGGAAAUAAAGACUAUGAAAGCCUGAA
Molecule: messenger RNA, 1883 nt
Organism: Peromyscus leucopus (white-footed mouse)
Lineage: Eukaryota; Metazoa; Chordata; Mammalia; Rodentia; Cricetidae
Gene: Ffar2
Product: free fatty acid receptor 2
Exons: 3
Coding region: 222-1214 (330 amino acids)
Biological process (GO): cellular response to fatty acid; G protein-coupled receptor signaling pathway
Cellular component (GO): plasma membrane
Molecular function (GO): G protein-coupled receptor activity
Source: RefSeq, a predicted model, not a curated record